Brassica oleracea var. oleracea is the source of this 2934-nucleotide messenger RNA. RefSeq lists its product as uncharacterized. Bases 1 to 2934 code for a protein of 977 amino acids. Gene Ontology annotation, biological process: DNA integration. Gene Ontology annotation, molecular function: nucleic acid binding; zinc ion binding. The record is from RefSeq and is a predicted model, not a curated record. NCBI's taxonomy places the organism in Eukaryota, Viridiplantae, Streptophyta, Magnoliopsida, Brassicales, Brassicaceae. The transcript has a single exon.
AUGGCUAAUAUUCAUCCAUUUCCAGCCGAUCCCGCUAAUCCACAACGUUCAACCAUCGAUCAAUACGAGAAUCCUUUCUUUCUUCACAACAACGAUCAUGCUGGUCUUCAGUUAGUGACUGAUCGUCUCAGUUCCGGUGCGGACUUUCAUUCUUGGAAGCGAUCCGUACGUAUGGCUCUCAAUGUGCGUAACAAGCUUGGUUUCAUCGACGGUACAAUUCCUAAACCUCCUGAUGAAUCUAGAACUUCAGGAUCUUGGUCUAGAUGCAAUGAUAUGGUUGCUACAUGGCUUAUGAAUUCUGUUGAUAAGAAGAUUGGUCAAAGCUUGUUAUUCAUGUCGACUGCUGAGAGUAUUUGGAAGAAUUUGCUUACUCGUUUCAAACAGGAUGACGCUCCUCGUGUCUAUGAGAUUGAGCAACGCCUGAGUACUAUUCAACAGGGUUCAAUGGAUGUCACUCAGUACUAUACUGAGCUGAUCACUUUAUGGGAAGAAUACAAGAAUUACAUUGAACUUCCUGUCUGUACUUGUGGUCGUUGUGAAUGCAAUGCAGCUAUUUUGUGGGAGCAGAUGCAACAACGAAGCCGUGUUACUAAGUUCCUUAUGGGGCUCAAUGAAUCUUAUGAACAGACUCGUCGUCACAUUCUGAUGCUCAAACCAAUACCGAAUAUUGAAGAAACAUUCAAUAUGGUGGCUCAGGAUGAGAGACAGAGGGCUGUCAAACCGGUGAUUCGUUCUGAUACUGUGGCUUUCCAGACUUCUGAUUCACAUCGUUCUUCAGAAGCUCCUUACUAUGCUGGUGAUUCUCAAGACUAUGUAGCUGCUUAUAAUACUUUCCGUCCUCGUGGAAACCGUCCAUUGUGUACUCACUGUGGUCAGUUGGGUCACACAGUCAACAAGUGUUACCGUCUUCAUGGUUUUCCACCUGGUUAUAAAACACCUCAGAACAGCUACAACAAGUCUUCUUUCACGCCUCGUGGUGCUAAUACAUAUACACCUAGGCCUUCUUUCACACCAGCUCAAUCUACUCAAAGGACUGUUGCUAAUAUCACUACUGGUUCAUCUACUGAUAAUGUGUUGACUUCUUCAGUAGCUCCUUUGAGCUUAUCUUCUUCUGGAUCAUCUCCAGAUAUGCCACAGUUCACACCAGCUCAAAUCCAAUCCAUUAUUCAACAGAUAUCGGCACACGUGAGAGUUUCAGAACCCACUGUUGCUUCUUGUUCCACAGUUUCCGAGAAGGGUGUCAUGGCUAGUCAAUCAUCUUCUGGUACUUUACCAUUUCUCUCUACUAAUCUUCGUUUUGAAAAUCAUACAUUUACCUUUCAACAUCAGUGUCUUUCCACUUUAUACAAUUCUCUGCCACAUGGUUCUUGGAUUGUUGAUAGUGGAGCAACAAGUCAUGUAUGUUCUGAUCGUGCCAUGUUUAGGGAAGUAUUUCCUGCAUCUGAUUUAACAGUCUCAUUGCCAAAGGGUACUAGGAUUCCCAUAUUGCAUACUGGAACUGUUGCUCUGUCUGAUUCUUUGAUUCUUUAUGAUGUUUUACAUGUUCCCUCAUUCUUUUUCAACUUGGUAAGUGUUAGUGCUUUGUUGCGUUCUAAUCAGUGCUCUGCUCAUUUCUUUCCUACUUCUUGUUAUAUUCAGGAGUUUUCUCAGGGCUUGACGAUUGGGAAGGGUAGUCUUAAGCACAAUCUUUACAUUCUUGAUCUGAUUCCACAAGAUAUCUCCGCUGCUUUCACUGGAUCCUUGUCAGCUGAUGGUAUGCUUUGGCAUCAACGCCUUGGUCAUCCAUCGCCUGCCAAGUUACAAGUUUUAUCUACAGAACUUUCUAUUCCACGUUGUAUCAUUCCUUCUCAUUCCACUUGUACUGUUUGUCCACUCGCUAAGCAAAAACGUUUAUCGUUUCCUUUCAAUAACAAUUUGUCUCUAAAACCAUUUGAUUUACUUCAUCUUGAUAUUUGGGGACCAUUUGCACAAGAAUCUAUUGAAGGUUACAAAUAUUUUUUGACUAUUGUUGAUGAUUGUUCUCGUGUUACUUGGAUACAUUUACUCAAACGAAAAAGUGAUGUUAUUACUCUGUUUCCUGAGUUUCUUCAGCGUGUCUACACACAAUACAAUGUUCGAGUCAAGGCUAUUAGAAGUGAUAAUGCUCCUGAGUUACGGUUUGCGAAACUUAUCAAAACUAAUGGCAUGAUUCACUAUUUCUCCUGUGCUUACACACCUGAACAAAAUUCUGUGGUUGAACGUAAACAUCAACAUCUUCUUAAUGUUGCUCGUGCACUUUUGUUUCAAUCCAAUGUUCCUCUUCUAUACUGGAGUGAUUGCAUAACAACUGCUGUUUUCCUUAUUAAUAGAAUUCCUUCACCAUUACUUGACCAUCGCACUCCUUAUGAAGUUUUGUUAAAGAGAAAACCUGAUUACUCUCUCUUACGAUCUUUUGGUUGCCUUUGUUAUGUGAGUACUUUACAAAAAGAUAGGAACAAAUUUUCACCUCGGGCUCGUCCUUGUUUGUUCUUAGGCUAUCCAUCAGGUUAUAAAGGCUAUAAACUUCUUGAUCUAGAUAACAAUUCGGUGUCCAUUUCUCGUCAUGUUGUCUUCCAUGAAUCUGUUUAUCCUCUUAAAUCUUCCACAUCUAUCAUUCCUGAUUUCUUUUCUCAUUAUAUUUUACCUAACUCUGUUCCUUAUACUGCUGAUUUGGAUGCAUCCAUUGAUCAUAAUGCAUCUUCAUCGACUAGUUCCUCUCAUCCUCAUGCACCUGAUCCGAUUGUUCUCGUUCCUCAUGCAUCUCAUUCUAGAAAUGUACCACCUUUGGCUUCUGAGAUUGUUGAUACAGGUGUUGUUGAUGCUUCUCUUAAUAUGGCUCGACCAAAACGUCAGACUAAAGCUCCAAAUUAUCUUUCCGAUUACCAUUGUGCUCUUCUUCAGACUACUGAUCCUUGA